CAGCUUGGGUAUCAGGAGCACCCUGGUGUGGCCACGUAGAGCUCAGUGCAGCCUAAUUUCAUCUGUUUAAUUAUGUGCAACAGACAUGGAAAGCAAAGCUAGAUUUUGUCAGAUAUAUCUCAAUGCUUCUUAAUAAUAUGCUUUCAUCAGUGUUUUCUCUAUGCCUUGUUCUUUGUAAGCAGUACUUAGCAGUUGAUAGUCCUUCAGAGAGAGUGCUGACUGCAGCUGAGGAGUAAUCCUAGAGAGCAGUGAAACAGAUAUCUUCCAUUUUAGAUACUCAGGCCCAAAUGCCACACAUACAUGACUGAAUGAACUUAUACUCAGGGCCUGUGCACCCUCAUCCUGCAAGCAGCGCUACCUACAAGAAAACUGGAGAGGGACUUUUUAUAAGGAGGCCCCAGUGCCCAGAACAUGGAACAGGCCGCUCUGUGACAUCAGCCCCGGGGCCGCAAGCGCCACGGGCACCGCGUUGGUGGCCACGCUGCUGCGAGGAGCCCUCACUUCUGGCAGCUGAUGUGUGCUGCUGACAAGGAUGCUUCUGCUCUGCCUCCUCGUCCUGCUGGCCGCCUGCGGGCCUGCACUGGGCACGUGGAACACCUGCGGGGGGAUCUGUGGGGUCCGAUCCAUGACUUCUGAUGAGGACCAAGGCAAGACCCGUGUUGUGGGUGGCACAAGUGCCGAGGAAGGGGCCUGGCCCUGGCUCGUCAGCAUCCAGGAUCCUGAGAUAUCAGGCACAGGGCAUCUGUGCGGAGGUUCCCUCAUCAGCACGCAGUGGGUCCUCACAGCGGCCCACUGCUUCGUCGAUGCCAGAAACAUCAGCACUAUGCGCGUGGUGAUCGGGGCCACCCAGCUGACCGAGCUGGGCCCUGGGGCCGAAGUGCGCCAGAUCGAGCGGCUGCUGGUUCAUGAGAACUACAAUGCUGCCGACCAGAGCAACGACAUCGCGCUGCUGGAACUGGACCGGCCUGCCGAGUGCAACCUCUACAUCCAGCUGGGCUGUGUGCCCAAUGCCACGGUGGAUGUGUCAGAGCUGGAGACCUGCUAUGUCGCUGGCUGGGGUGCCACCACUGCAAGAGCUCAAAAAUCAAGUGAUAUCCUGCAGGAGGCCCAGGUCCACCUCAUCAAUGUCCAGCUCUGUAACAGCAGCGAUUGGUACUCUGGGGAUGUCCACACCCACAACUUGUGUGCUGGCCAUCCAGAGGGAGGCAUUGACACCUGCCAGGGUGACAGCGGUGGUCCUCUCAUGUGCAAAGACAAUGACGCUGACUACUUCUGGGUUGUUGGAGUGACCAGCUGGGGAAAAGGUUGUGCAAGAGCAAAACGGCCUGGAAUCUAUACCUCCACUCAGCACUUCUACGACUGGAUCGUGGGCCAGAUGGGCCUGCUCUCAGAUGUAGGCGCUCCUACGACAGCACGGACAUGGGGUUAUUAUCCAACUGCCACACAACCCUGGGGUCAGUUUCCGACUGCUGCACGACCCACUCAGAAUCCAUGGCCAAGACCACCUGCCACCCAGCCACCAUGGCCAAGACCACCCUCCACACAGCCACCAUGGCCAAGACCACCCGCCACACAGCCACCAUGGCCAAGACCACCCACCACACAGCCACCAUGGCCAAGACCACCCACCACACAGCCACCAUGGACAAGACCACCCACCACUCAGAUGCCAAAGCCGCCGCCGCCACCACCACCACCACCACCACCACCACCACCACCAACCCCCGCUCCGAAGCCAAAGCCACCACCAACACCAGUGGACAAGUCCUGCCCAUAUCCAAUCACGAAGCUGGUAAAAUUCUUCACUCAGAUGGAGAAGCUCCUGCAGGCCCUACAGGGAAAAACAGCUUGAGCAGCAGGAUGAACAGGAUCCAGUUCAGGCUGCAUGGGACCAUGACCAUUUCCUGCCAAGGUGAUGCCUGCUGAUCCAAAGGCAGCCUCGGUGCCAAAGGCCUGCUCUGUCCUGCCCACACUGCUCCUCUGCAUGUACACAAAUGCUAAUGUUGACUUAGUUACUGAAAUAAAAUUGCCUUUUUUCACAGUUAACCAUGUUUUCAGACCAA
This is a messenger RNA of Lepidothrix coronata (blue-crowned manakin), 2063 nucleotides long. RefSeq names its product acrosin-like. The transcript has 7 exons. Gene Ontology annotation, biological process: proteolysis; acrosome reaction. NCBI's taxonomy places the organism in Eukaryota, Metazoa, Chordata, Aves, Passeriformes, Pipridae. Gene Ontology annotation, molecular function: serine-type endopeptidase activity. The record is from RefSeq and is a predicted model, not a curated record. Bases 533 to 1852 code for a protein of 439 amino acids.